AUGUCUGGCUACAAGUUGUUCUACUUUCCAGUCCGCGGUGGAGGAGAAAAAUGUCGACUUGCAUUUGCGGCUGCAAAGAUUGACUACGAGGAUAUUCGAUUACCAGCCGAAGAAUGGGCAAAAGAGAAAGCGUGUAAGUAAAUAUAAAAGUUCCGUGAAGUGCGCGAUGAUGAAUUAUUUUUCGAUUGUAUUUUUAGAAUUUUGUGAUCUUAAAUGGCUGUUUAUAACUGAAUGCGAUCAAAGCCGAUGGCAAAUACGCGUACCGUACGCAUACAUUCACUUGAAUUUCGAUCGGUUUUAUGUGUGCGCGAAUGCUAUCGUACUGAAAUAAAAUAAAUUAUUGCUUAGUCACGGGCCGCUGACAAGUGUGCUCACCAGCCUACACACUCGUUUGCUUCCGACCACAAAUGGUAUCAAUGAUUUUGUUAUUUCGUCACUGAAUAAAAGUUACGUUUUCUUCGUUUCGAAGACUGCUACGAAAGAAAGUUGUUCUCUGAGGCCUGGGUCAAAGGUAUGUUCUGAGGAUAUGAAUGACGGCGUUGCUAAAACGAGGGUAGGGUGAAAAUAAUAACACGAAAAAUAAAAAUAUUAGAAUUUGAAUAUUUUUAGCAACAUGCACCCGAGACAUCCAAGAACAUCUUCUGUUUGAGCAGUAACAUGAACGCAGAAUGACAAAUUCAGAUAGUUUUGAAUAUUCCAAAUAAUCCCUAUUAGAAUCAAGCCAAAAACUACUUGUCAAAUUUUCCUACCCAAAAAUUCCCGGAAUCGAAAAUUCAGUGCCAAAAAAUCCUUCGUUCAUCUUCGUCACUUGAAAUAAGGAGUACCCCUCCCCCGGGCGUUCAACGCGUUCCCUCCUCGCGAAGCGGGCGCGUUCGUAGGGAACGCGUGACAAAGCGACCAGUCUAGGAGUUGCUCAAAAGGUCUCUCCUCUCCUAAUUGGUCGCAGGAAACAAUGACAAGUCAUUCUGCCAAUUAUUUUAGUAUUGUCUGGGGGCCAGGGAAACUCACCUUUUGUGAACUCUCUUCCGAACAGCUGCUACAUGACUUCGACGAAGCUCAUAUGGCUUUUGGUCAGGUAAGCGCACGCGCGCGCGAACGCGAACGCGAACGCGACAAACAAGGGUCCGUCAAGCGUGUGGUCAUUUUCGCGUUUCCCUCAACGAACGAUGAAAAAAGAGAGCGUUCUCGUUGUCUUGGUAGGUGUGGUCAAAUAACCGUGAAAGUCUGAUGAGUCUCGGAAAUGAGGGAAAUUUUAAUAGAAAUUGGAGUUUAGGACGUGGUCGGGCUGGUCGCAAAAUUUCCGCCACAUUUUGCUUCUAGGCGAAUAAAAACCGAUUAACUCCCUCGUUGCUAGCUUGCGUGUUAUGCGCCAUGACCUACCCUAUUUGAAAUAUUAGCACCCAGGAAAGAAGAACUCCUUAUAAUGGCCUAUAUAGUGAGGUGUGGUAUGGUAUAGUAACUUUAUUUAUACAUAGUAUUUCCUUCAGGUACAUUUACAUUCAGGUAUAGAAAACUAACUACCUAACUAAUCUAGAAUCUAUGAUAAAAACUAAAAUAAUAAAGAUGAAAAGAAAACACCUGCUUUUCAAGGAGGCCGUGUGUAAAAACAGCAUAUCGCUGAUUAAAUUAUUUGACAAUCGAAAUUUAGGUCCCUUAAAUUUCCCUUAAAUCAGAAUUAGGGGAUGUCAAUUGCCGCACCACCAGACUCCAGAGGCAAGCUGUUCCAUAACACACUUCCGCUGUAAGAAAGACUUAUUUUAUAAAAUUCAGUACGGGGUUGUGGAAUAGCGAGAUUGUAUUCAUUCUCUCUAAGGUUUAGCCUGAAUUUCAUCCGAUUACUUCGAGUCGUUAUUACUCCUCAAUUGUUGAGAGGAGAAAACGGCUCGAAGCAAUCGGAUGAGUUUCAGGCUAUCCAAGGUUAUAAUUAGUUAAAUGUUCACCCAAAGCGGGUCCCUUUUCAGCUUUUAGGUAUAUGAAAGGGUAGGGCUUUCAUUACUAGUUAAAGUACAUGAAAGGUUAGGCAAAUCUGCCAUUUUGGCCUUCAAAAGGACCUUAAGGUCUAACAGACGCAUUUUAUGCAUGGCUGUGAAACAAAAAAAACUUCUUGGUUUAGUAAUUUAUUUACAUAUAUAAACAGAUGGUGCAUCAACAGCAGUUUUGAAAUAGAUGCGGGGGUACCAUUUAUCAAUUGAAAAGGGUAAUUCUCAGUCAAAAACAGUUUAUGGAAGAAUGAGGUGUUGGGCCUUGGGGUGAAGCCUCUCCAUAUACGACUCUUUUCUUUGACUUCUUUAACAACCUCCAUGCGAAGGGUAAAGAGGAUGUUCCUGGAGAACUUGAGAAGUUCCCGCUCUUGGUGGAGCAUUAUAAACGGGUGUUAAACGUGCCCGAAAUAAAUGAGUGGAUAAAGAAACGCCCUGUAACCGAAUUCUAA
Molecule: messenger RNA, 2431 nt
Organism: Porites evermanni
Lineage: Eukaryota; Metazoa; Cnidaria; Anthozoa; Scleractinia; Poritidae
Source: the annotation of a GenBank genome assembly